CUAAUAUACAAAUGUGCAUAUCGAUGUGUCAAAUCUGUCAAACUUUUAAAUGGCAGUAAUUACGAUUGUAUUUUUCAAAAAUUUGUGAAAAAUACAGAUCACAAGUAAAGUUUAUUCACAUAAUAGUUGUUAAUUGUACAGUGAAUAUUCCGGAGUUCGUGGAAAGUAGUGAAUUUAUUACAGAAGAUUGAGGUUAUGUUGUUAUUUUUAUUUUAAUAAUUAAAACAAUAACAAUGGAGUCGGCACAAACUCAACAAGUAAACGUUUAUCGAAAAAUGUUGGCUGCAUCAGUAUGUAGCAUUCUAAUGGAAACGGGAUACGACAAUGCGGACAAGGACUGCAUCGGAACACUUACAGAAAUGAUUCAAUGCUUUCUAACAGAAGUUGGAUCGGUCACAAAAAAUUAUUGUGAGCUUAGUGGCCGCUCUGAACCAUUAGUGGCAGACGUGAUCCUAGCCUUUGUAGAAAUGGGGCACAAUUUUAACGAUUUAAUGGUAUACACGAAAGGAAUGAAACAUUCAGUUCUGCCACCACUACAACCGCAACAAUCUCAAAAACAACUGAACAUGUUACCAGCCGGAUCUAAACAUCCGCUGCCACCAUACAUUCCACAGCAUUUGCCCCAGUUUCCAGAUCCUCAUGCUUACGUUAGAACACCUACGCAUAAACAACCAAUAAUUGACUACGAAUCAGUGAGAGAAAAGGCGGCCAUACAGAAAAAAGACAUCGAGAAGGCUUUGACAAAAUAUUUGGCUAAGACAAGCCCUACUCAUAAUUUGUUUGACACAGAUGAAGCCAAUAUCUUCCCAUUGAUUGCAUGCAAACCUGCAUACCCUCCAUAUCUGAGCGCACUAAGCCCCCAAGAUCAAAUAUUUGAUCCUGAGGAUCUCGAAUAUGAUCACAAAAGUCAGAUGAUUCAGCAAUCAAAAGAACAAAAGUCUAAAGAAGAAGCUGAAAAUAAAGAUGAAGAGGACAAUGAAGAAACUUUGAAUGAUUCCGUCAAGAGUGAAGAAAAUACUACAACGAAUGUGUACAUUGACAAUCCAUAUCUAGCUGCAACUAAGCUCCCCAAGAAAGAUGAAAUGGAUGUUACGUAAUAUGUCGGUCCAACAGCGAAAAUCUCCAAAAUUCCGGAGGCAUUGGUUUCAGACCCAGAGAUGUAUAAAAUUCCUCAGCCAUCUGGAACAUUCUGCAAGUGAUACAUUUUUGUAUGGAAACCUAUCUGAAUUUGUAUCCACAUACCGGAAAGUUGAACAU
This is a messenger RNA of Zophobas morio, 1257 nucleotides long. RefSeq names its product transcription initiation factor TFIID subunit 8-like. Gene Ontology annotation, biological process: transcription initiation at RNA polymerase II promoter. NCBI's taxonomy places the organism in Eukaryota, Metazoa, Arthropoda, Insecta, Coleoptera, Tenebrionidae. Bases 234 to 1097 code for a protein of 287 amino acids. The transcript has 5 exons. Gene Ontology annotation, cellular component: transcription factor TFIID complex. The record is from RefSeq and is a predicted model, not a curated record. Gene Ontology annotation, molecular function: protein heterodimerization activity.